This is a messenger RNA of Cannabis sativa, 1828 nucleotides long. Its product is annotated as UDP-glycosyltransferase 91C1-like. Gene Ontology annotation, molecular function: UDP-glycosyltransferase activity. The coding region runs from base 281 to 1696 and encodes 471 amino acids. The transcript has a single exon. NCBI's taxonomy places the organism in Eukaryota, Viridiplantae, Streptophyta, Magnoliopsida, Rosales, Cannabaceae. The record is from RefSeq and is a predicted model, not a curated record.
UUUUUUCUCCCGUGGGUUGGUUUAAUUGAAAAAAUAAUAAAAAAAAUUUAGGGUUGGUGAAAUAGUAGUUUGAUGCCUUUAAUAAUUUAGUCACGCUUUUGAUGAAAUAACACUGAAAAAAUGUAUUUGCUUUUCUUCCCCUAUAAUAUCAUUAUUGCAUAUGUAUUUGCAUAUGGUAUUGUGUCCAAAUUAUUGUUGUGAGUGCAAAUAGAUAUAUAUAUAUAUAUAUAUAUAUAUGAGAGAGUCAUCUUUCUCCUACGAAUAAUCAAAUUAACAAAAAAUGGAAAACAAUAAACUAAAUAGUGAUGUUAACCAACUUCACGUAGCAGUAUUCCCAUGGCUAGCACAAGGCCAUUUACUCCCAUUUUUCCAAGUCUCCAUGUUCUUAGUUCAAAAGGGUCACCGUGUUUCCUUCAUCACCACCCCAAAAAACCAUAGUAGGCUCCCAAAAAAUCUAAUUCCCUCAAAGCUAUCCCAUCUCAUAACCUUCGUUGACCUGCCUUUGCCAACCGUGGACGGCUUACCCGAUGGAGCUGAAUCAACCGCCGACUUACCCAUUCACAAAGUCCCAUUCCUAAAGAAAGCCUUCGAUGGACUCCAACCAAGUAUGACUAAGUUUCUACAAGACUCCGGCCACGACGUUACUUGGAUCAUCUCCGACUUCGUUUGUUACUGGCUACCUCCACUCGCCAGCAGAUUCAGGAUCAAGUUGGUUUUGUUUGCCAUAGUAAACGCCACUUCAUUUGCCUUUUAUUUACCGCCGUCGGAAAUGGGUAGCGAUUACCGCAGAAAACCAGAGGAUUUCACAGUGGUUCCUAAGUGGUGGAAUGAUAUGCCUUACGACGUCGCUUUUAAGUUGCACGAAAUGGAGAAUCACUGGAAGGGCAUGGACUCAGAUGUGUCUGAUUUUCAGCGGUUGAUGGAGGUGACUAAGGGUUGCCAUAUCAUACUCAUCAGGACUUGCCCGGACUUCGAGCCUGAAUCACUUAGUCUUCUCAAGACUCUUCACAAUAAACCGGUUCUACCAAUUGGGCUGUUGCCACCGUCUGAACCACGUGACGAUGAAGAUCACGAGAGAUGGGAAGCUCUGAAACUGUGGCUAGAUGGCAAAAAAGACAAGUCAGUAGUUUAUAUUGCGCUUGGUUCGGAGUUUAGCCUGAGUCAAGAAUUGAUGCACGAGUUAGCUUUUGGAAUAGAGAAAUCUGGGUUGCCGUUUGUUUGGGUGAUUAACAAUCGGCCAUUGGUGGAAGGAAAAUUUGGUUCGGACAUAAUUCCAUCUGGGUUCGAAACCAGGGUCCCUGAUCGAGGUUUGGUAUGGCGGGGUUGGGCGCCCCAAUUGAAAAUCUUGGGUCACCCUUCGGUUGGCGGGUUUUUGACUCAUUGCGGUUGGAGUUCAGUGAUCGAGGGACUUGGAUUUGGGGUUGCAUUGAUUUUGUUUCCCGGUGGAAUUGCAGAUAUGGGUUUGAUUGGGAGGUUGCUGCACAAUAAGGGAAUCGGUUUUGAAAUUCCACGAGAUGAUAUAAAGGGGUCGUUUACCUGUGACUCGGUGGCUGAGUCGAUUCGGCGAGUCAUGGUGGAGGAGGAAGGAGAACCACUCCGAGCUAAGUCACGUGAGAUGAGACAGAUCUUUGGGAAUAUGGAACUCCAGAACAAGUACUUCAACGAGUUCGAGGAGUUCCUUCUCAGGGGAGCUUAGAAUGAGUUGGCCUAAUGAAUUGUAAAUCUUGAUAAGUUUAUAAUAAGAAAAUGCUUAUAUUUUUUAGAUUUGUCAUGAAUAACAGCUAUUAUAUUCGUAUGUUAUGUUUUUUAAAUAAUAAUUUUUUUUGAA